This is a messenger RNA of Darwinula stevensoni, 690 nucleotides long. Lineage: Eukaryota; Metazoa; Arthropoda; Ostracoda; Podocopida; Darwinulidae. The record is from the annotation of a GenBank genome assembly.
AUGUGGGGACUCUGCAAUAACAACUGCAGUGCACAAGGGCUGACAUUGGCUGUAAGCAAUCUAUUGUAUGGUCUCCUGGCCCCUGAAGCUCUGUACAUGUGCACCAAGCCAAUUUUCCAAGUUGUAAUGGUGGUGACAUGGGUGAUGUGCUUGGGUUCACUGCUUGAUUCAUUGGGAUCUUGGCAGGUGCCUAUCUUCAUUGUCACAGUUAUCUUUCUGAUUUUGGGGGCAGUUUCAGAGGCCUUAUCAGGGAAAAAUGUCAAGUCCCCGAUGAAAAAUAUCUUGAACCAAGAGAAGGAGCAUCUAGGAGUCAAGGAACUUAGAUUGGAGUCAAGCAUACUGCAGGCCUCUGUGGGGGGCCAGAGUUCUCCAGUGUCCAAUGUGAUUCAGUCAACACCCAUCUUUAGUGGUCUGACUAAGUUGAUCCUGGAGUCCCCAUUGAUCCUGGUGUCCCCAUUGGGACCCAACAAGCAAACCAUCUCUAUGGAUGGAGAGGGAGGAAACCCAAGUCCGUUCUUGACUGAUAAGGAUGAAGGGGAUUCCUACAUUGUUGGUGUGGUUUGGGCUGCAAUACUCAUCCAACUCUAUAAAUAUCCAUGGCUUCUCCAACUCAUUCCCAUCCCUCUUGCAUAUUACCUCAUACGGAAGGCAGGUGGCAGCACAGUAGCCAUUGAAAAUGGCACCCACUAG